AUGGCGAACGACGAACAGAGAAGAGCUUUCGAGUCGUAUAUGGGCCGCGCGAAUAGUGACAACGGGCAAGUUCAGAGUCCAAGUCAGCCUCUUGCUCAGUAUCCUGGGUCAGUUGCUCAGCCGGGCAACCCAUAUCUUUAUCAACAAUUCCCUGGGCUCGGAGUGCCCCCUGCAGCACCGACACCGCCGCCGGCAGCAUCGUCUUCUGUCGCUUCGUUUCCAGGGUACCAAGGUGGAUAUUCUCAACCCAGCUAUGGACUGGGUGUAUAUGGUUCAAACGGUAUUCCGCAGCGUCCGCCGCCACUAGGUGACCCUCAAGCACAGCAACAGCAAGUGCAGCAACAGACGCCAACGGGAAGUGGAUUUCAAGGACACGUUCAAGGCUCUGGAAGCUACAGCGCGCAACCCCCGCCCCCCUUGAGCCAUAGUGGGUGGCCAUACAACCAUACAGAUAGUGGAAUGGCCAGUCACCGCGAUGUUCCUGUCACAGGGGCCGUCGUCCCAACAUAUCGCAGCCACACUCAAGAGGUGGUACGAUCAAGUUCGAGACACAGAAGGGAAGAGUAUUAUUAUCAUAGCCGUGACCCGGCUCAGACAGCUCAAGCACCGCUAGUAGAAGAAGUGGUCGUGCCAGUUAUGCUCUGUCAUACCUGCAGUCACUGCGGUCAGAUGCGUUCGGCAGGCUACCACCGAAAUAACCCAGUCGUCCCUGGCAAACCUUUGGUCUCUACGCCAUGUCGCAGAUGUAAGAAGAAGCUUGACAACUUAUAUCGGUCGAGUAGUCGCUAUACUCGCAUUCGCAAGUGUACAGCCGACGAGCCCUGCGAUUGGCCUAGAGAGCCAUUCCGAGUCGACGCUGGACAAGAUGAGUCUAGAGGUAGGCGAAGAAGUAGAGAGGAGGUUUAUGUGAACAGAUACUCUCCAAGUCGACCUCGGGUAGUGAGACGCGAGUCCAGCGUAGCACAUCUAGGUUUAGGAGCAUAUCAACAGUCAUCAAGAAAGGAACGAGGAGGGAGAAGAUCUUCAUCUAGUCCUUGCCAUUCUACAAGGUACACUGGCGGAGUGUGGCCCCCACCUGACAUUGUACGUCUGGAGCCAAGGCAGGCCGAUCAGCCGUGCUCUGUACCACUUGGGUCCUCUAUAAGCUAUGCAUCGAAGUCAGAAGAAGUAUGGCCUCCUCCAGACAUUGUUCGGACCCAUUCGUAUAGGGACGUGGAGAGAAAAUCGCUACGCCGCCAGAGUUCUAGGAUUAUCGAACUCAGUCCCUCUCCGCCGCCUUCCCGGCCAAAAUCAACCAGAGUUGUCUAUCGUAGCGAUUCGCAAGAACACCGACGUAGAAGUAUAAGUAAAUCACCUUCUCGCGUCAGAUCUCGCGGAGAAAGGCGAAGUGAAGAAGCAGAACCUCGUCUCACAUCGCACCCCCUGCCAUUUCGAACAGUCAUUUCUGACUGCCAACAUGCCUCUUUCCACGCAUCGGACGAGACCUGUAGCAAUGCCGAGUCAAUACCUCGCCAAAAUCCAGAAUCACCAACUUGUAGCAUCUUGAAACCCGGUAGCAUUGACCAUCGCGACACAACGUCUCAACGGAGAGCCAGCGUGCGCGCAAGCGAGCAAAGCGUGCACGUCGAGGUCGGAGGACCACCUCGUGUCCGAUUCAGCGGCGAGCGAAGAGAGGAGUUAUCAGACCGCGAACCGGCAAGACGAUCAAGAUACAACGAUGAAGACGGGUCCAGCAAAAAGAAGUCUGAGUAUUACCAAGAUCAUUCUCGCGAGCGCGUGCAGUAUGAAACCCGACCUCGACCACGCCCAAACCAAGACUUUGAAAAAGUCCGCACGAGGUACUGCUCCCCAGUACGUGACAGAGACUACGAAGAGGAAAUCAGAGUGGAUAAGCAACGUCGUAUCUCUCCCUCCCCUUCUCCUCCGAGAAUUAGAAGCAGAGAGUACGAGGAGAUUCGCGUUCGACACGUCUCUCCUCUUCCUGUCCGACGCUCAUUGCAUGAUCCGCUGCUCUCUGAUUGUGACCCGUCACCACCGCCACCUCCUCCUCUAUACCGCCAUGUAUCCCGCGCAAAGGCACUCGAUGAUAGACGCUCGGUGGCGUCGCCUUCUCCUCCAACUGCACAUUCCAGAGAGGAAGACCACACAGAUUGUAGUAGUACGGGCUCGGGGGAUGUGACGGUAGUGACGAGGACGUGGAAGGGCAUCGAUGAAAAUGGGCGGCCGGCGACGUUUGUGGAGGAGAGAAGGGAGGUCAAGAUGCUUGCGGAAGGGAGUGAGCGGGGUGGUGCUGCGAGGGAGUAUAGGGACUUGGGGUAUGGCGAUCGGGUUAGUAGUGCUGGGAACGUGUGGAGGGAUGUUUGA
This is a messenger RNA of Bipolaris oryzae ATCC 44560, 2364 nucleotides long. RefSeq lists its product as uncharacterized. The transcript has 2 exons. The record is from RefSeq and is a predicted model, not a curated record. NCBI's taxonomy places the organism in Eukaryota, Fungi, Ascomycota, Dothideomycetes, Pleosporales, Pleosporaceae. The coding region runs from base 1 to 2364 and encodes 787 amino acids.